Molecule: messenger RNA, 916 nt
Organism: Lytechinus variegatus (green sea urchin)
Lineage: Eukaryota; Metazoa; Echinodermata; Echinoidea; Temnopleuroida; Toxopneustidae
Product: transmembrane and immunoglobulin domain-containing protein 1-like
Exons: 3
Coding region: 53-916 (287 amino acids)
Biological process (GO): cell-cell adhesion
Cellular component (GO): cell-cell junction
Molecular function (GO): cell adhesion molecule binding
Source: RefSeq, a predicted model, not a curated record
UCCUCACAUAUAAAUAAUUUAUGUUUAAGCCUCCAUAAUACUUGGCAAAUGUAUGUUUUUUGUUUUAUUGCUUUGUUUUGUUUUACAAACGCAUGAAGAACAACCCGACGCUCCAGAACUUAUGCUCAACGAUCUGAAAGCUGGUGAAGAAAGCAAAAUAAACUGUACUUCAAGCAAUGGAUACCCAUCACCUGUCAUCUAUUGGUAUAUGGAAUCAAGAAACCUCACGAUGAACUCAUCUUUUCAGACGGAAAGGAGUGAGAAUGGACGAUGGAAGGCGACCAGUACUCUUACUUUUACACCAUUAAGACAUGAUCACGGAAAAGGUCUUAUCUGCCAGGUAGUCCAACCGACAGCGCCUCUUAUGUCUUCGCAGAACGAGACCGUGGUCCUCAACAUUCUCUACCCACCCAUCAUUUCUCUUCGACUUCUUGAUAACGUAGAGGCGGUUUCCAGCAUGACCAGUGUCGAAUUCGAAUGUACAGCAGAUGCAAACCCCAAAGUCCUUAACUUUGCUUGGUACCUCAAUCGGUUGACCUUAAACAACAGCACAAGACAUCGUAUUAUCCUUGACAGGCUUCACAGUAAAACCGUUUCAACUAGUCGCCUUAUCAUCAAUGAUGUUCUACGGAUGCAUUCUGGGAAAUAUGAAUGUCACGUGAUUACCGUUCUUGGUAAUGCCUCUGCGACUCUGAACUUUUCUUAUAUCUCAGAUCGACUUCCCCUGCUCUUCAUCGACCAAAACCAGACUACAUCUUCAACUCUAUUCGUUGCCUGGCAAUCAGGGUUCGAUGGCGGGUUUCAACAGACAUUCAAUCUGGAAUACUGUCCAAACAAUACACUAGAAAAGAAUGGAGAAUGUGGUGUUACCAACUUUACAGGGACAUCCUCUGAACUAGACAAAAAAGGUCCAUGA